AUGGUCCAUUGUAACCGUCGUACAGACUGCAAACGGUUUUAUGUGAAGAAAAUUGGUCGUGCACAUAGUUGUCUCGGAGGAGGCAUAGGAGAGAAGGGACAUCCACGGGCAUCUCGUAAGUGGGUUGCAAAUAUUGUGAAAUCCAUACUAAAAGAACAACCCACCUACCGCGCAAUUGAUCUUAAAAAGAAGCUUCUGAGAGAGUUUGGCGUUGAUAUCCCCUAUGGAAGAGCUUGGUGUGGGAAAGAGCUUGCUCAACAGGAGUUAUAUGGGUAUGCAAAACAUUCAUAUGAACAACUUAGAUGGUACAAGGAUAAAGGUUUUGUCGAGGGAUGUAGACCAAUUUUAUUCUUGGAUGGCACCCAUCUUUUUGCUAGGUACAAGGGAACUCUACUUGCUGCUACUGCUUUGAAUGGAGAUGGAGGAAUGUUUCCUGUCGCUCUUUGCAUUUGUGGAACCGAGAAUGAGAGCAAUUGGGAGUGGUUCCUUGAAUGCAUUCGUGACGUAUUGUACAAUUCAGAUGAUCCAUAUACUCCGAAUGAUGAGCUGGUUAUAAUCUCUGAUCGAGACAAAGGACUUCAAAAUUCCGUCAAGAAUUGCUUCCCUUGUUCAUAUCACAGUUAUUGCAUCCGCCAUUUAAUGGCCAAUUAUAAGAACAACUUGUCAAAGAAAAGGUAUGGGUGGUUAUCCUUAAAUCUAGCUGAGUCCUUCAAUGCAUGGAUUAAGGAAGCCCGAUUUUUACCGAGAGCGCAGUCGGUUGAUCACAUCCGGGUGAAGAUGAUGAAAAUGAGCUACGAUAGACAUGAGGAAUCCAACAAAUGGACUACACCACUUGUUCCUAGUGUAGAGGAGCAUCUUGUCCUGAUCAACGAGGGUGCACGUUGUCUUCAUGUUAAUCCUUCUACGUCGAUUCUGUAUGAAGUAUAUGAUUCCCCAUCUGUUAGAGUGAAUUUGGAGUACCGCACGUGUACUUGUCGCCAAUGGCAAGUUCUUGGACUACCUUGCAAGCAUGCGGCCGCUGUAAUCAGGCACAAAGAUCAGCUAUUGUAUCCAUAUAUUUCUGACUAUUUCAGCACAGAGCUGUACCGCAAGUGUUACUCCUUUCCCAUAUAUCCAAUUCCAGAUUAUGAGAAGCCAAUUAUAACGGAUGAGAAUAUGGAGAUUAGACCUCCAUUAACCUCGAUUCGUAGAGGAAGGCCAAAAACAAAGCGGAUCCCUUCUGGACUAAAUCCUUCUAGAAUGUUGAAGUGUAGCCGAUGUAAGGAGUUCGGUCACAAUCGACGAACAUGUAACCAACCAAUAGCUGAUUGA
Asparagus officinalis (garden asparagus) is the source of this 1311-nucleotide messenger RNA. RefSeq lists its product as uncharacterized. The transcript is spliced from 3 exons. Bases 1 to 1311 code for a protein of 436 amino acids. Gene Ontology annotation, molecular function: zinc ion binding. NCBI's taxonomy places the organism in Eukaryota, Viridiplantae, Streptophyta, Magnoliopsida, Asparagales, Asparagaceae. The record is from RefSeq and is a predicted model, not a curated record.